CUCCUUACUAGUCCCUGCACAUCUAGGAGGAGGACUGCCUGCUUGUCAAGGUUAUUUCUCACAUAGUCCAGCAUGGAGUACACAGCUUCUCCCAAGCCCCAGCUCUCCUCCAGGGCUAAUGCCUUCUCCAUUGCGGCCAUCAUGUCUAGUGGGACAGUCAAGGACAAGGACACCGAGAGUACAAUCAAACCGCUGGAACAAUUUGUGGAGAAGUCAUCAUGUGGGCAGCCUCUGAGUGACAUAUCCAGUGUGGACCCUCAUGGGGACUUUAGCAGCAGUCCUGUUACUCUGUGUACAGAGCCCCUAAUCCCCACAACUCCCAUCAUCCCCAGCGAAGAGAUGGCCAAGAUUUCUUGCAGCCUGGAAACCAAGGAGCUCUGGGACAAAUUCCAUGACCUAGGGACAGAAAUGAUCAUUACCAAGUCUGGAAGGAGGAUGUUUCCUACAAUCAGGGUCUCAUUUUCAGGAGUUGAUCCAGAUGCCAAGUAUAUAGUUCUAAUGGAUAUAGUGCCCGUUGACAAUAAGAGAUACAGAUAUGCCUAUCACAGAUCAUCUUGGCUGGUGGCAGGAAAAGCAGAUCCUCCUCUACCUGCUCGGUUAUAUGUCCAUCCAGAUUCGCCAUUUACUGGGGAGCAAUUGCUAAAGCAAAUGGUUUCCUUUGAGAAAGUCAAGCUCACAAACAAUGAACUGGACCAACAUGGUCAUAUCAUCCUGAACUCCAUGCACAAGUACCAGCCAAGGGUGCACAUCAUCAAGAAAAAGGACCACACGGCUUCUCUGCUGAACCUGAAAUCAGAAGAAUUCAGGACAUUUAUUUUUCAAGAAACCGUCUUUACUGCUGUUACAGCGUAUCAAAAUCAAUUGAUAACCAAACUGAAAAUUGACAGCAACCCUUUUGCCAAAGGAUUCCGAGACUCAUCCAGGCUUACUGAUAUUGAGAGGGAGAGUGUAGAAAGUCUUAUACAGAAGCAUUCAUAUGCAAGAUCUCCCAUCAGGACAUAUGGAGGAGAUGAAGAUGUUUUGGGUGAAGACAGUCAAAUAAUACAGAGCAGAGGAUCAGCUUUUACUUCAUCUGACAACUUGUCGCUUACGUCCUGGGUAUCCUCAACAUCAGGAUUCUCUGGUUUUCAGCACCCACAAACAUUGACGGCACUGGGCACCAGCACUGCUUCUCUUGCCACUCCGAUCCCCCAUCCAAUUCAAGGAUCCCUGCCUCCCUAUAGCCGACUAAGCAUGCCUCUCACGCCUACAGCUCUUGCAAGUACCAUGCAAGGAAGUGGACCUACAUUCCCUUCCUUCCAUAUGCCCAGGUAUCACCAUUACUUUCAGCAGGGGCCUUAUGCAGCCAUCCAAGGACUGCGACACUCCUCUGCUGUGAUGACCCCAUUUGUAUGACUGUAAUUGAUACACAGAAACCUAAAACAUAUACAUAGAAAUAAAUGUGACUGGAUCAGAUAAGAGUUAACAGGGUCAAAUACAUCACAUGCUGUUUCAAUGAACUGAUCAUGGUCCAUUAAUAAGAAAAGCACUGUACCUCUUUGUAAAACUGGACUCCAGCCAAGCAUGUUUUCAAGCCUUGAAGAAAUACAUAAAGCAAAGCUCAGCUACUAUAACCUUUUCUAGUGAAGAGUUAACCAAUAACUACACUAACACGAGGCAACCUGAAAUGUCAGUCUGAAGAAAAUUUACAGUUUGGAAGUUGUUUUAUCCCUCUCCGUAAUUUCUUACUAGAUAUCUCCCUAGCUUUAUGUCCAUUGCUGCUUUAAUAUUCCAAAUGGAGUGUACAGGAUUGUACAUAUUAAGCUUUUCCUGUAAACAUUGCAAUAAUUACUCAAUAUUAUGUCCAAUUAUUGCAAGACAGAUGCAGAGUGGUUUAUAGGAGAUGUAAUGCAUGUUUAAACACCCUGUGGUCAUAAUGUGCAUCAUAUGGACCAGUGCAACACAACUCUACUCUACACACCGGACUUCUGAGAUGCUCAUCUCCGUAUUGAACGUGUGGAGAAUUUGAAGUCAUGGGAUGCUCCCGUACACAUGGAACCUUAGAAGACCACUCUCAUAGGCCACUUCUUGCACUUGAGUGCUAACAUUUAGCAAUAACAAGGAUCGGUGUAUUUUAUAUUUGUUUCAAAUUCUUAUUUUUUAAGAACAAUAUUCAUCAGUUUUAUGGGCACAAGUAACACUUUGUGGUUGAUGAAACUAUUCUGCAGACUUGAUGGAAAACUGGACUACAACCUCUAUGUACAGGUUCUGGGAUGGCGAAGUUACAUUUUAAAGGUUAUGAAACUACCAAGAUUAAUAUCAAUAUAAACAAUUGAAAAUAAUAUUUAUAUUGGCCCUUCAGAAUUUAGCAUUUUUAGGAUUUUCUGAAACCACUGCUUUGUCAAGCAGAUUGUUAAUGUUGUGUUUAUUUUAUAUAUAUUUUAUAACUGUUAAAGUAUAUUUUAUUAUUUAUUGAACUAAGUCCAAAGCCUGUAGUAGUCACUUCUUUCCAUUAACUAUUACAAUUUAUAGGUUACUUUAGGCUGUAAAACAGGAUAUACACGGAGGCAUACCGCUCUCUAUGUCUCAACUGGGUAAACUCCAAACUGUUGAAAUGAUAUGUGAAGACGUCCGAUGAUGCACAAAUGGCACCUAAUGUCUUUGCAAAUGCUGAUACUGACAGAUAAAACUACAUAGCUUAAUAGAAAUUUACACAGAAAAAUACUUGUGUAGUAAUAGUUUAUUAAAGGACCUUUCUUCUUUAAUGAACUUUUGAAGUUUUCUUAAAGUUUAGUCUGAUUUAAUAGGGAAGGUUUUUUCUUGGGGAACCUCUUUAUAAGUGCAAAGCAGCUCUUGUGCUGGAGGACCUGGUGUAGUCAUGCAUUACAGCAGGAUUUUGAAGGGACCAAUAACACUGUGUACCUGAUGCCAAUAAUAACUUUAUUCCAAUGAAAAAGUGUUGUCCCAUUAAAUAAGGUCAACAUAUGAUGAGGUGAUCAAACAUAGUCUUUCUUUCCAACAAUUACUGAUAAAUUGAAGAAAUAAAAUUAAUUUGAAU
This is a messenger RNA of Hyla sarda, 3037 nucleotides long. It is a transcript of the gene TBX20, whose product is annotated as T-box transcription factor 20. The transcript has 8 exons. Gene Ontology annotation, molecular function: RNA polymerase II cis-regulatory region sequence-specific DNA binding; DNA-binding transcription factor activity, RNA polymerase II-specific. Bases 73 to 1395 code for a protein of 440 amino acids. Gene Ontology annotation, biological process: heart looping; vasculogenesis; positive regulation of DNA-templated transcription. NCBI's taxonomy places the organism in Eukaryota, Metazoa, Chordata, Amphibia, Anura, Hylidae. The record is from RefSeq and is a predicted model, not a curated record. Gene Ontology annotation, cellular component: nucleus.